CCUUGUCGUUGGUAGGAUUCAAGCCGUGUGUGUUUCUCUGAAGCUAGCAGUGGACAGGUUGCUGUCGUCAGAAAGCGUCCGCUGAUUCACAACACCAUGUGAACCCGCGCUGCGGCAGACACAAAGAACCAUGGGUCGGAGCAGUAGCAGCACUAUCUCCCACAGUGUUCCAGUGGUUGUGGUGUGCCUUGCUGCCUUGCUCCUGAGCAAUGUCUUGAUCUACCUAUACCUGGACUCUAUAUAUCACAGCGAUGAGCAGCUGGCGUCGUCCCAUGUAGGCUGUUUGCCUCAACAUUUCAAAAUGGUGACCAUGAAGAACUGCACCCCUUGGCUCCAAUGUUCACAGAUAAACACAGAAGUGCGCAAGCUGAAGCUGAUUGGUCAGGGAGCCGUUAAGAAGGUGUAUCUGGCUGAGUGGAGAACUCAGAAGGUGGCUCUGUCCAAACUGUCCUCUCUGGAAUACCUGGAGGAUUUCCUCCAUGGAUUGUCCAUGCUACAGGCCUUGCAGGGCUCCCAGGUGGUACAGUUGGUGGGGUUUUGCCUUGACGACCACACCCUGGUCACAGAGCACCACCCACAUGGCUCACUGCUCAACUUGGAUGGGGUUCUUGCACAAGAGCAGCAUCAGCAACAUAACACGUGGCAGACACGGCUGAGGCUGGCUAUGGACUAUGUCUCCAUCCUCCAUUACCUCCAUAACAGCCCAGCCGGGCGGAGGGUCAUGUGUGAUUCUAACAGCCUGGAGAAAACACUCUCCCAGUUUCUGCUGACAAAUGACUUUCACCUGGUAGUGAAUGAUCUGGACGCGCUGCCCGAGGUGGACCCGUCCAGGGGCUUGUUGGUGAAAUGUGGCCACCGAGAGCUCACUGGGGACUUCGUGGCCCCAGAGCAGCUGUGGCCGCUCAGAAACAAAGCGGAACCAUUUUCAGACGAUCUCAUGCCAGAGUAUGAUGAGAAAACAGAUAUCUGGAAGAUCCCAGACGUGACAUGGUUCCUAAUGGGAAGGGUACCUGGAGGAGAUUUAGUCCACUUCCAUCUUUUUCAGAUCCACGAGGAGUGUAAGAAGGAGGACCCCAAGCUCCGCCCCCCAGCUCUGGAUGUUUUAAAGGUGUACAAAUCAGUUUACAGCAGCAUGGUGCGGGACAAUGCUGGCUUUAGAGACAUGCUGUAGAACCAUGAACAUACAAUAAAAGCUCAAGCUACAGUUUUACAGUGUUGUGCAUUAUAAUAAACACUGCCUCAUUUGGAACUGACUGUAAA
Toxotes jaculatrix (banded archerfish) is the source of this 1260-nucleotide messenger RNA. RefSeq names its product protein O-mannose kinase (gene pomk). Gene Ontology annotation, biological process: protein phosphorylation; carbohydrate phosphorylation; protein O-linked glycosylation. Gene Ontology annotation, cellular component: endoplasmic reticulum membrane. The transcript has 3 exons. Bases 131 to 1171 code for a protein of 346 amino acids. Gene Ontology annotation, molecular function: ATP binding; carbohydrate kinase activity; protein kinase activity. Lineage: Eukaryota; Metazoa; Chordata; Actinopteri; Toxotidae. The record is from RefSeq and is a predicted model, not a curated record.